AUGAUGCGCGAAAUCCUGCUAAUAACCCUAUUGGUCGGCAGUUUGUACGCUUUCCGAACGCAGUCGACCGCAGUCAAGGGGAAACUUAUGUGUGGCAACAGGCCGGCCGAAGGAAUCCACGUUAAGCUUUUCGAUGAAGAUGACGGUUCCUCUUAAAUUCUAAAAAAUGAUUUUCAAAAGAUUAGUAGGACCUGAUCCGGACGAUAUUUUGGAUCAAAUGUUGACCAGAGAAGAUGGGACGUUCUCUCUUUCUGGCUCUUCUAUGGAACUCACCCCGAUUGAUCCGGAAAUUCGGAUCUACCACGACUGCAAUGAUCAUGGAAAGGUGAUUAUCAGAGUUUUUAUCCGAUGAGCCUGCAACAGGAAUCAUCUGUAUAAACGGAUACUGCAGAAUUCAAAAAGAUAUCGUUCUUCAAAUUUGUUUUUAUCUCGAAAUUUGGCACUUUUCCAAAGUUUUCUGAUUUCUUCUCAUUAAUUUCAAAAUUACAGCCCUGCCAACGUGAAUGGGUGAUCAGAAUACCUAACAAGUACAUCACUUCUGGCCCAUCUGCAAUUCAAGUUAUGGACCUCGGUAACAUGAAUCUGGAGGUACAAUAAACUCCUGUAUUUUUAUUAAUUUCAGGAAAAAUUUCAGGUUGAACUCGACAAUGAAGGGCGCAGCUGCAUUCAUUAA
This is a messenger RNA of Caenorhabditis auriculariae, 673 nucleotides long. The record is from the annotation of a GenBank genome assembly. NCBI's taxonomy places the organism in Eukaryota, Metazoa, Nematoda, Chromadorea, Rhabditida, Rhabditidae.